CAAUUCGAAAAAGUUAGCCUGCCACUCGCAACAUGGCGGACGCACUGACGUGUCGUUCCUCAGGAUAAACGAAGCCAGAGCGGCAUCUAACUCUUCUGUGUCUUUGGUCGGUCAAAGUAUCCAACGCUGACCUGCUCGUAGCGUACUAACCUUACGCACUAAACCAAAGUUUGUCCGCAAUGGCAGCACGGAACAUAUCUCGGUUCUGGGAAUGGGGACGGAAAAUAAUCUGCGUCGGCAGAAACUACGCAGACCACGCCAAAGAGCUAAAAAACGCCAUUCCCACAGAGCCUGUCCUGUUCCUGAAACCCCCAUCUGCCUAUGUGAGAGAGGGCUCCCCCAUCCUGGUGCCUCUGUACAGCAGCAACCUGCACCACGAGGUGGAGUUAGGGGUGGUCAUCGGCAAAGGGGGCACAGCCAUCCCCCAGUCCGCCGCGAUGGAGCAUGUGGCGGGCUACGCGCUGUGCUUGGACAUGACGGCCCGGGACAUCCAGGACGAGUGCAAGUCCAAGGGUCUGCCCUGGACCCUGGCCAAGGCCUUCAACACCUCCUGUCCUGUCAGCGACUUCAUCCCCAAGGAGCGCAUCCCUGACCCGGGGAACGUCAAGCUGUGGCUGAAGGUGAACGACCAGCUCCGACAGAGCGGCUGCACCUCGCAGAUGAUCUUCUCGGUGCCCUAUCUGAUCAGCUACAUCAGCGACUUCAUUAGUCUGGAGGAGGGGGACCUCAUUCUGACCGGGACCCCUAAAGGGGUCUCCGCCGUGCAGGAGCACGAUGAGCUGCAGGCUGGCAUCGACGACAUAGUUUCUAUGAACUUCAAAGUGGAGAGACCAGACCAUUAGGGAAGAAGAAAUGCACAGACUGGUCGAGAGAAACCAGCAGGUGGCAGUACAGAGCCACUGAUUAUUUGGUUUAAUCAGGAUUGGAUUAAUUUAUAGAUUGCUGUGUGAUCAGGUUAAUCUUUCCAGCACUCUCUUAACAUCUGCUGUACUGUAAUCUGAACUCAAAUCUGGAUCAGGGAUGUAAAAACAUUUUUCAGUGAAAAAUGACUUACUUAAUCAACAGUUGUAAAGAUUAAGAUACACGUUUGUUAAAUAAGAAUUACAAGUAAAAUUAAUAAUUUCAUUUUGCAAUGCAAUUCACUGCUCUCCCUUGCAAUGCAAUGGCAGGCCCCAAUGAAUAAUUAAAUUCACAUGUGGUUCCUAUUGUUUCCAUGCGAGGGUUACUUUUUUCUUUUUGCUUUGUGAUGAACUGUUGAGUACGUAAGGAUACCAAAAAAUUGUAUACCAACCUAAUUUUUUUUUAGAUAUUUCUGAAAUCCCCUCUUCAAUACAUUUCCGUUUUUCCAAGUAAUGGGUGUUACAUUGAUAGAAAAUGUAAAGAAAGAUUAUACAUUUUGAAAUUGCUAAACCCUGUGUAUAAUUCAUGAUAUUAUAAAAACCUUAUUUCAAAUAAGAUACUUUGCUUUCGUAUCAACAAAUUCCAUUAAAAACAUCAGUUUUUUUAUACA
Messenger RNA from Fundulus heteroclitus (mummichog), 1510 nucleotides. RefSeq names its product fumarylacetoacetate hydrolase domain containing 1 (gene fahd1). The record is from RefSeq and is a predicted model, not a curated record. Gene Ontology annotation, molecular function: acetylpyruvate hydrolase activity. The transcript has a single exon. Bases 180 to 842 code for a protein of 220 amino acids. Lineage: Eukaryota; Metazoa; Chordata; Actinopteri; Cyprinodontiformes; Fundulidae. Gene Ontology annotation, cellular component: mitochondrion.